AUGGAUUCCGACACGGGAUUUUUGAAAGCUUUAAGCACGUUGAAAGCAGCCACAAUCCAGGUUGAACGAAAAGAUUUGUGCCAUCUCCUGGAGGAGUCGUACGCUUUGAUGAAGCGUUGGAACUCGUCCCAUUUGCGAUUGUGGGUCCUCCGAGACAAAGUGUUCGAACCGAUCCAGUUGGCCGUGGAGUCGAACGAUCCACGCUUGUGCACACCGGCGGUGCAUUGCUUACAAGCAUUUUUGCACGACGAUCGUUUUAAAUCGUGCACGGAAUUUAGUUCCGAUCCACGCUGGAUUCCAUGUCAGGUAUUGCACACACUGUGCGCAUGCAACUCGUUUGAGGAAAAUGGUCAAAUUGAAGUAUUGAAGAUCCUGCUGGAUAUUGUUCUCUCUAAUCAGUGGUCUCUGAGUGUCAACCUAUUGAUCAAACUCGUCGAACUAUGCCUACGAAUGUCAGACAAUUUCUCCACCCCAUGUGAUGCCACUCUUCCACGAAUGGUUAGUUCGACGUUGAAUCAAAUACUGGAAUCCGUGGUUCUUACCUACAAACGAUGCGAACCAGAAACGUUCGACUCGCUUGUUUGCAACAGCACGUACAGAUGUUGCAGCCCAUUGCCAGAUCUUGUUUUAAGAUCCGAGCUCCCGAUUUCGUCCACCACAACCAGUGCAGCAGCCGGAACAGAAAUCCCACCACCCGUCGAAAGGGACGGAGGAGAAGCUUUACGUCACGAUUUACUGACUGUGUUUGAACAUCUGGUCCGGUGUCUGUCAUUGUCCACUCCCGUGGAUGAUCGCUCUGGUUCAAAUCCGACCUGCUUCAAGAGCGGUCGCGUUCAAACCGUACUAAGUGCUGUGCUUACAAUGCUCAUGCAUCUACCGACCGGCAUCGUUCGGUUUCGGGCAUUCACCGAUGUGGUAUGGCAAUCAUUAUGUCCCUCACUGAUCGCACUCAUGCAGGCCAAUUCAGCCGAUGGAUCCCCGUACAAAAAACUCACGGGAACUGUGGACUCACCGGAAUUCGGUCGUGGCUCCGGUGUCGAAAGUUCGAAUGGCUUGCCAAUCCAUCCCGACAUCUGUCACAUAGUGCAUGGAAUCACAACGCGGUUGGCUCAUAUGCUCGGUCCAUUGAUCGAAAUGCGACCGGUUUUGGAAUCUCUGUUUCACAGUGUCCUUCUCUAUCCACCUCCGAGGCAACGUCUGACAGCGUUGAAAAUGAUGCAACCGUUGUUGUCCUCGGAACGCGAACUGAUGCGCAUCACAUUGCCUUGUUGGCAUCUGGUCGAAUCGUCCACGGAGACCUCCCGGAGCACGCACGAAUUCACACCCGUAUCGGAUUGGGCCGCGAUAGAUCAGUCAACUGGAGCUAUCCCCGUUCCUAUGCGACUUAUUCGUAUUCUACUCGAUUCAUUGGCCGAGUGUAGCUGUUCCGGGGAUGGCACAUUGGCUCAGUGUAGUAUGGACUGUAUGGCCAGUUUGUUCAGUACUUUGGAACGCUUGGCUGUCGGUUCAAGCCUGGAGCCUUGGUUGUCCGCGCUCCUUGUGCCACAACUUGUCCAGUUGACCAAAGCCGUUUGCGAGCGCUAUCGUUCCCAAGCGAAUACCGCUGAAUCCUCGUGUUUCGGCCCACCGUCGGCCAUAUUCAAUGCGGAUGCAAUCUACGUGAUGAGCUAUGCGACACUGGCUUUGAACUGGCGACUUUGUCUACACGGAUUCUACAAUACGAGUCAAGGUUCUUUGAAGCUGACGGAUCAGGAUGAGCAAUCUUUCAUCGAUUCAAUUAUCAACCGAAACCUAUUGGUCUAUCUUCCGGUGUCUUUCAUCUCGGAAGUGUAUUGUCUAGUCACGCGGACUAACUAUCUCCGGUCGGCCGAACUCGAUGUGGACAAAGUGCUUUCAAAUCCGACAACUACUACUGAUGGCCCUACCGGUGCGGUGGAUAUCCCUGGUUCGGUUCUAUGCGCAACGUUGAAUGCGUUCAAUGGAGUACGUGAGGAUCUACAGGAUCGUCAUGAUCACCGAGCAUUUCUCAUCGAUCAGUCUCCCAGUCUCGUUGGUUCUCGCCUGGUUCGAUUUUUUCUCGGUCCGAUCUGGAAUCCAUUUCUUUGGUCUGUGGCUGGCGUGUUCUGCACUCCCGGACUGUUUGGACCGCGUACACGCCUACAAAUCGUCCAAUUAGGUCAUUGCGCCCAACUGGAAUUGCACACGCUUCCCCAUUGGACACGCUUACUACCUCAAUCCGGUAUGACAGAAAAUCGAUUAGCCACCGGUCAGGCUGUCCUCGCCGCGAUACACCAG
Messenger RNA from Echinostoma caproni, 2295 nucleotides. Lineage: Eukaryota; Metazoa; Platyhelminthes; Trematoda; Plagiorchiida; Echinostomatidae. The record is from the annotation of a GenBank genome assembly.